AUGCAGCUUGAUGCGGGAGAUGUCACUUCGAUCGCUGGCAUUGUUACUCAGGGACGUCCUGGACAGCAGAGGGUGAAACAAUUUACUGUGAAGUACAGUAUUGAUGGAGAGACUUGGUUCGACGUCGAGUGUGGGCGCAUUUUUGUGGGGAACAAUGAUGCCGACACUCGUGUAAUCUCCAAGUUCUCAGCUCCUGUGAAGGCGAAGUACGUCCGUAUCUUUCCCUUGGACUGGGAUAAUCAUCCAAGCAUGCGUGCUGGCCUCCUUGUCUGCGAUGCGACGAUCACAGCAGGGAAACCUUCCAAGUGGACUCUCAGAAUCUUCAAGGCCAACAGCGCCAUGGCAAACAUGCCAGACGUGUCCACUCUGACCUACGUGGGACAGGUGGAAGUUUGUUUGAACUGUGCUGUCAGGCUCUAA
Molecule: messenger RNA, 420 nt
Organism: Guillardia theta CCMP2712
Lineage: Eukaryota; Cryptophyceae; Pyrenomonadales; Geminigeraceae
Exons: 1
Coding region: 1-420 (139 amino acids)
Source: RefSeq, a predicted model, not a curated record